Jatropha curcas is the source of this 1618-nucleotide messenger RNA. Its product is annotated as AAA-ATPase At2g18193. Gene Ontology annotation, molecular function: ATP binding; ATP hydrolysis activity. The record is from RefSeq and is a predicted model, not a curated record. Lineage: Eukaryota; Viridiplantae; Streptophyta; Magnoliopsida; Malpighiales; Euphorbiaceae.
AUAUUCAGCUUCUUCAUUUAAAGAUAGAGAAGCAAAACCAAGCUACUAAAAUGGAAGAUUAUCUUAAGCUAUUUCCCUCUAAUGCCUCUGUUUUAGCUGCAUACUCCUCCAUUUCAACUUCUUGGGUAUUACUUAAAACUGCAUAUGAUCAAAUCAUACCAAGAAAGCUUCAAGAUUUUCUAGUCUCAAAAUUUAAGUACUACUUCUCCCGUCAAAAAUCAUAUGCCACCUUUAUAAUCGAUCCUGCAGACUCUUGUGGGAUCGGCCGUAACGAGCUUUUUGAUGCAUCAAGAGCUUAUUUAUCAACCAAAAUCGGACCUAGAAAUCGGAAAAUCAAGAUUGGUAAAUCAGAGCAGCAAAAGAAUGUGUCCACUGCAAUUGCAGAAGGAGGAAAUAUCAGAGAUACAUUCCAAGGCAUAACUAUUACAUGGACAUAUUAUCUUCAAGACCAGCAAAGAAAUGACAGUAAAUCGAAACCUCCAAAAUCUUAUUACGAAAUAACAUUUGACAGUAAACAUUGGAGUAAAGUUCACAAUGAGUAUUUAAUCCAUGUUUUGAACACCCACAAGGCUUUGAUGCAAAAGGAAAAGGUUCUGAAGUUAUACACAAGACUUGAUUUUUACUAUGGUAAUAAAGGAUGGAAGCCUGUCGACUUCCAUCAUCCAGCGUCGUUUGAUACUCUUGCAUUGGAUCCUGAACUGAAGAAAUCGAUUAUAGAUGAUCUUGACAGGUUUCUGGAAAGGAAAGAGUUUUAUAAAAGAGUUGGUAAGGCUUGGAAAAGAGGAUACUUGCUUUAUGGUCCUCCUGGAACUGGAAAAUCAACCCUAAUCGCAGCUAUGGCUAAUUAUUUGAACUUUAAUAUCUAUGAUUUGGAGCUUGCUAGUAUUAGUUGUGAUACUGAUCUAAGGAAGUUAUUAUUAACUAUAACUAAUCGAUCAAUACUCAUAAUCGAAGACAUAGAUUGCAACUCAGAAGUGCAUGAUCGAUCUAAGACUAUUAAUGUCAAAGAAGAAAAGCAACAUUACCGUAAGACAUUUACACUGUCAACUCUUCUUAAUUGUAUCGAUGGAUUGUGGUCAAGUUGCGGAGAAGCAAGAAUCAUAGUGUUUACUACUAAUCACAAAGAAGUUCUGGAUCCUGCAUUGCUUCGUCCUGGCCGGAUGGAUAUGCACAUUCACAUGUCUUAUUGCACCAUUAAAGCCUUCAGAGUCUUGGCUUUUAACUACCUUGGCAUCCAUGAACAUAAACUCUAUCAGGAAAUUGAUGGGUUGAUUGAGAAUACGAAUGUGACUCCUGCUUCUUUGGCUGAGGAACUAACGAAGAGUGAUGAUGCUGAUGUUGCUCUUGGAGAAGUUGUCAAUUUCCUUAAGCGAAAGAAGAGAGAGCAAGAACAGCAAAUUGAAGAGAAAAAUAAGAAGAGCAAAUUGAAGAGGAAAAUCAAGAACAGAGGACUAUUCCUGAAUUUUUAGCUUGUCAUUUUAUAAUUACAGCUUUUCUUAUCUUUUUAUUAAACAGUAAUAGAGGAUAUCAUAUAUUAAUUGCAAUUAGAUUACUUUUUAUAAAGAGAAAUAUUGAUAUAGAGAAUCAAUGAAUAAAAAUAAUCUCACAUAACUAUUAA